CCCACUCCCUCCUCCCGCGUUGCAUUCUGUGAAAUAGAGUUUGUGAGCGUUUGGGAAAGAUGGCAGGCGUGCAGCCGCCACCCCUCCGCAGCCUGGAGGAUUUUCUCCUGAGCUCGGCCCGGUUCGCGGUGCCCGAUGUGCGCGACCUGGACCGCUGGAACAACCGCAUCAUCAACAACCUGCUGUACUACCAGAGCAAUUAUCUCACGUGCGCACUGGGCCUCCUUCUUUUAGUGGGGUAUUUCCAGCCCUUCCAGUUGCUUGUCGGGGCGUUGGUGGUCACCUUGAUAUUCCUGGGCUUUGUCUGGGUUGCUGAGAACCAAGCUCCAGUUCGUCGUUUCCGUAGAAACCACCCAUCCGUCUCUGUGUUUGCCAUUCUCUUGGCCAGUUACCUCUUCAUUUCGGUGCUUGGGGACGUGGCCGUGUUCCUGUUUGGGAUAGCCUUCCCUUUAAUGAUGGUUCUGGUCCACGCGUCGGUGAGGCUGCGCAGCCUAAAGAACAAGCUGGAGAACAAACUGGAGAGCAUCGGUCUGAAGAGGACGCCCAUGGGACUCCUGUUAGAGGCCCUGGGACAGGAACAAGAGGCUGGAUCCUAGAGAGAAAGAGGAAGAGGAGAUGUGCAGGGGUGGGAGAUAGUUUGGGUGCCAUCUGAAGAGAAAUGGAUGGGAAGAGGAAAAACAUAAGAGGAGAAUUAAAGCAGGGAAAGUGGAAGAACAAAAGAAAAAAUGAAGUAGAAAGAGGCAGCAUUGGUUUGUUAAAAAUAACUAAUCAGCAGGAAGAGAUCUCUGGUCCAAUGGGAAGAGGACAGAUGAAAUCAUAGAAAUCAUCAUACCAAACAAAUGAUCGGGAUUUAACUAAUUUGACCUGCAUUGACUGAGUUCAAAUGAAUUCCAUUUUCAUAAAGUGUUUACAAUAGUGUGUAGCAUUGAAAAAGUACUUUAAUGCUUAAAUGAGGUGAAAUUUGAAGGAAAUGGGAGGUUUUAUAUAAAGAAUAUGCUGCUUCAAUUUGACAGAGUUGAUACAAGACCAACCGGAGCAGAUAUGCGAAGGAAACAAAUCCCCUGUUUUAGAUGAAAACAGUUCAGUUACCACAUUUCUAAGCCUGUAUUUAUCCAGAAUAAAAAGCUGCCUAUUCCACUGCUGGACGUCCAGUGCUGGCAACUGGGAUCAGCAAAUUAAUAACUUUGAACUUACCCUUGCUUCCUUCAUAACUUGUUAAAUUACCACUAGCCAUUAAUUGUGUUGGUAGCUGUGCUAACACUUGUGGUAACUGUACUUUGUAAUUUUCUCUGUUUUUAGCAAUGCUAGUGAUGUGGUUCCUGGGAUAGCGAUGUUGGUCAGUCCACCACUUUAGUCCAAACUGAAAUAUCUCAACAGAUAUUGAAUGAACUGCGAUGAUGAAAUGUAUGGUGCCCAGAGGAAGAAGCCAACUGACAUUACUGAUCCUUUGAAUUACCUUAGAAGUCACCCUUCAGUCAAAGAUUUUAAUUAUCCAAUAAAGUAUUUCAAUAUCCAUUGGCAAAACAUUUCUAGCACAAUCAUCAGGUCAAGCUAUAUACAGUACAUGCCAGUGAUUGAGUACUGGACUUGGAUUCGAGUUGCUAUACUCUGGACACUUGACCCGACUUGGAAUUGCACACUGAUGACUCAAGGAUUUAUGAAAUUGGACUGUGGAUGAAGUUUUUGAUCAUUUUUAUGUGUAAUAGGCAGUGAUGGAGUAUUUGAGUACAACUUGAGUCGCUAUUUUCUGGACUCGGGACUCGAGUUGGACGCGAACAAUGGACACUCAAGACUUGACUCUAACUUGACGGUUGGUGACUCGACUAUUACACUGAUACAUGCAAAUGCUAACAUGCUAAACUAACAUGACUAACAUGGACUUGACCCAUGAAAUAUUUCAACAUCUAUUGGCAAAACAUUGCUAGCACGAUCACCUGGUCUUGCAAUAUUUCAGUUUCAAUUUUAUGGAUAGUAUCCUAUCAUAAGAGUUAUCUCAAGACACUUUGCAGCUAGAGUAGGUCUAGACUGCACUCUAUGAUUUACAAAGACCCAACAAUCUACCACGAGCAAGCGUUUGGUGCGACAGUGGCAAGGAAAAACUUCCUUUAGGCAGAGAUCUCGGACAGACCCAGGGUCUUUGUGGGCAACAUCUGGCAGGUUAGGGCAGACACUGAUAUAGAUUUACAGAUAUAGAGAAAUAUGAAUCGUAAUAAUUAUAGCAAUUGGAAUGAUGAACAGUGGCCCUUUUAGUUACAAUA
This is a messenger RNA of Etheostoma cragini (Arkansas darter), 2258 nucleotides long. It is a transcript of the gene praf2, whose product is annotated as PRA1 domain family, member 2. The transcript is spliced from 3 exons. The record is from RefSeq and is a predicted model, not a curated record. Gene Ontology annotation, cellular component: membrane. Bases 60 to 596 code for a protein of 178 amino acids. Lineage: Eukaryota; Metazoa; Chordata; Actinopteri; Perciformes; Percidae.